Bathycoccus prasinos is the source of this 576-nucleotide messenger RNA. RefSeq names its product PREDICTED: similar to Zinc finger protein 271 (Zinc finger protein 7) (HZF7) (Zinc finger protein ZNFphex133) (Epstein-Barr virus-induced zinc finger protein) (ZNF-EB) (CT-ZFP48) (Zinc finger protein. Gene Ontology annotation, molecular function: DNA-binding transcription factor activity, RNA polymerase II-specific; RNA polymerase II cis-regulatory region sequence-specific DNA binding. The record is from RefSeq and is a predicted model, not a curated record. Gene Ontology annotation, biological process: central nervous system development; regulation of transcription by RNA polymerase II. Gene Ontology annotation, cellular component: nucleus. Bases 1 to 576 code for a protein of 191 amino acids. The transcript has a single exon. NCBI's taxonomy places the organism in Eukaryota, Viridiplantae, Chlorophyta, Mamiellophyceae, Mamiellales, Bathycoccaceae.
AUGAGACGAAAGAAUCCACAUCCGAAAAGAGCGGUGAACGCGAGGACGGUUUUUAAGGUGGUGAAGGGUAGGAGAGAGGAAGAAGAAGUGGAAGAAGACGAACCGGUGUUGUGUUUGAGGAUUCCUGACGAGGAGGAUGAUCUCGAGGCGAAUCAUCAUCAGAUACAAAAAGAAGAAGAGGGAGAAGAAGAAGAAGAAGAAGAAGAAGAAGAAAUAACUGUUAGGAAAGGAGCGAAGAGAAAGAGAGGGCACGAGUGCGAUUUUUGCGAGAAGGUGUUUGUAACACCAUCUGCAUUGACUAUACACAAGCGUAUUCACACGAACGAGAAACCGUAUGAAUGUGAUGUGUGCGAGAAGCGUUGUACUACGGCUGGUAAUUUGAAAGUUCACAUGCGUAUUCACACGAACGAGAAACCGUACGAAUGCGAUGUGUGCGAGAAGUGCUUUCGUGAAUCUGGUACUUUAAAAAUCCACAUGCGUAUUCAUACGAACGAGAAACCGUACGAGUGUGAUGUGUGCAAGAAGAGGUAUCGUUCCGCUCAAAGUUUAAGGUACCACACGCGUACUCAACAUUAG